AUGGUUAAUAGAGAUCAAAAUGCAGAUGAAGUAAUCCAUAGGGUUAGACAAGUUAACAUGGUGGCUGAAAAUAACCUAACUACCAUGAUCGAAAGAAUCAUGGCCCAAAAUGGCAUGAACAUAGGGCUUCGACGCCCAAAUUAUACAUCUCCUUUGGCAGACUUUGUCUUACAAGCUGAAUUGCCAAGGGGUUGUAAAAUCCUUAAGUUUACAAAAUUUUCAGGGGAUACUAGUGAAUCAAUUGUCGAACAUAUAGCCAGGUAUUUAACUGAGGCAGGGGAUUUGACGAAUAGUGAAAACUUGAGGAUAAAAUAUUUUCCUAGUUCGUUAACAAAGAAUGCAUUUACAUGGUUCACUACUUUGCCACCAAAUUCUAUAUAUGCAUGGCCUUAUCUAGAAAGAUUGUUCCAUGAGCAAUUUUACAUUGGACAGACUAAGAUAAGUCUUAAGGAAUUGGCCAGCAUUAAAAGAAAUUUUACUGAACCUAUAGAUGAUUAUUUGAAUAGGUUCUGA
This is a messenger RNA of Vicia villosa (hairy vetch), 513 nucleotides long. RefSeq lists its product as uncharacterized. The record is from RefSeq and is a predicted model, not a curated record. Lineage: Eukaryota; Viridiplantae; Streptophyta; Magnoliopsida; Fabales; Fabaceae. Bases 1 to 513 code for a protein of 170 amino acids. The transcript has a single exon.